This is a messenger RNA of Danio rerio (zebrafish), 1579 nucleotides long. NCBI's taxonomy places the organism in Eukaryota, Metazoa, Chordata, Actinopteri, Cypriniformes, Danionidae. The record is from RefSeq and is a predicted model, not a curated record.
GCACUUCCCAAUGUUAUAAGACAGUCAAAGUGUGCGCGCUUGAGGAAUCUUCGACGCGGACGCGACAUACAAAAAAUGCAAGUGCGCGCACGGGCACGCGCUCACGAACAUACAUACACACACAGCUGCGAGAAAAGAGAAAGCGAGAGUCGAGGAGUGUGUGCGGCGGCCUCGCGCUUAUAAUGGCUGCCAGGAAAAGCACAGCUGAGGAAAAUCGGUUACAUUGGGAAUAGGAUUCGUGCACAGGUGAGGAAGAAGAGGAUGGUGAGCAGUCAGGCCAAGUACGAGCUGAUCCAGGAGGUAGGCCGGGGCAGUUACGGUGUGGUGUAUGAGGCGGUUGUACGGCAAACGGGUGCUCGCGUGGCUGUGAAGAAGAUCCGCUGUCACUCCCCAGAGAACGUAGAGCUGGCCUUGAGGGAAUUCUGGGCCCUGAGCAGCAUCCAGAGCCAGCAUCCCAACGUCAUCCACCUGGAGGAGUGUGUUCUUCAGAGAGAUGCUCUUGCCCAAAGAAUGAGCCAUGGCUCCAGCUCUUCACUCUAUCUCGAGUUGGUGGAGACCUCCCUGAAAGGUGAGAUCACGUUUGAUCCCUGCUGCGCCUACUACAUGUGGUUCGUAAUGGACUUCUGUGAUGGUGGAGACAUGAACGCCUAUCUUCUGUCCCGCAAACCCAGCCGCAAGACCAACACCAGCUUCAUGCUGCAACUGGGCAGCGCUCUUGCCUUCCUGCAUCGAAACCAGAUCAUCCACCGAGAUCUUAAACCUGACAAUAUUCUCAUCUCACAGGGCCGCACCCCAGCGGGGUCCCCUGAACCCACCCUGAAGGUGGCUGACUUUGGCCUGAGCAAGGUCUGCUCUGGUUCAGGCCUGAACCCUGAGGAACCAGCAAGCGUAAACAAGUGUUUCUUGUCCACAGCUUGCGGGACGGACUUCUACAUGGCUCCUGAGGUCUGGGAGGGCCACUACACCGCUAAAGCUGACAUUUUUGCUUUGGGGGUUAUCAUAUGGGCCAUGGUAGAACGGAUAACGUUUGUGGAUGUGGAGACUCAGAAGGAGCUUUUGGGGAGCUACGUACAGCAGGGUGAGGAUAUUGUCCCAUUGGGGGAGGCUUUGCUGGAGAAUCCCAAGAUGGAGCUUAACAUCCCAGCCCGGAAAAAGAGUAUGAAUGCUAGCAUGAAGCAGCUGAUUCGAGAGAUGCUGUCAGCCAAUCCACAGGAGCGUCCUGAUGCUUUUGAGCUGGAGCUCAGGCUGGUUCGGAUCGCAUGCAGGGAACUUGAUUGGGAUACGUGAAGGGAACGUUUCUUGGACAUUGCGCCCUGCUCACAGAUUCCCUCCCGAGCCUCUGACAGCCUGACCUGAUUUACCAUCAACUAUACUGGGAACUUUGUGGUGAUGCACUGUGACUUCAAAAGUGCUUUUAUUUCACUUUUUUUUUCUUUUUUUUUUCUUUUUUUUUACAGACACUUUGUGUUGUUGUAAAGUAUUUAGAGAUAAACAGUUUCAUGAGAGGAUGAUCUUCUAAGUGAAUGUGUAAUUUAUUGUUGGGGUUGGCUUUAUUAAUAAAACUUUUACUUGAAUCAUG